CUAACUGUCUAUCUCAAUCCAUUUAUCGUUCACUGUUCAAUUCCCCCAACUAUCAUACUGUCUCUUAUGUAAAAUAGACUUUUUAACUUUUCAAUUUACUUACUUUUAUUUAUCACUGACCCAUUAUUGUUCAAUAGACCCUUUUACCAUUCAAUCACAAACACCAAGCAGAAAUAUAUAUCAAAGCCACGUCCAAAAUCCUUAAAAAAAAAAAAAAAAAAAAAAUCCGAAGCGCAUUUAACCAUUAACACAUUUAAAAACACGCCCACAAAAAAACAGACCGCUCAAGCAUUAACACCCAUUUAGAGCCACGCCAACCAAAAAAAAAAAGGAGAAAAAACAAGAAAGAAAAAAACAGACCAUCCACCCAUCAACGCCCAUUUCAAGCCACGCCCACAACUCUUCCCAUAAUAACAAUAAUAUUAAAACGACUCUCUCCCUCUUCUCUUUGCAGCUGUCCCGGCCACGCACAUCUUCCCCAUCACGCCCAUCCUAGGUGUGCUGAUAGGCGUGGUGGCCGCCCUCGUGCUGGUGGCCGUGGUGGUGGUGGUGGUGAUGAAGCUGCGGGGAGACACGAGGACCAUCAAGGGCAGGCCUGAAGGGGGCAUGAAGGGGCCUCACUCCCCCCUCCACCCAGCCAAGGACGGAGAUGACUGUCCCGACGUCAUCUUGUGUCGCACGGACUCCACCUACGAGGACGUCGACGGAAUCCCGCAGAAGCUGAAGCACGCCAACAUCUACGAGACGGUCCCUUACGACACCAAGGACAAGAACAGCAAGAACAGUGAGAGCGCUGACAAGGACGAAGUGGCUUACGCCGAGCUGACCUUCAGCAACGGCAAGACCAAGUCGAAGAAGAGCAAGAAGGCGGGAGCGAACGGCGCCGUCAGAAGCUCCGAGGAAUCCACCAUCUACGCCACCAUCGACCACAGCCGAACAGCAGCUCACCAGAAGCAGCAGGGGAUGCAGCAGCAGAAGCUCCAGCAGGCGCAGCAGAAGCAGAAGGACCUGGAGUCCAUGAGUCAGGCGGAGACCGACAGCAUCCCGCUCAUGGACGCGGCACUCGAGAGCAAUGUAUAAAGUGUGUUUUAGGGGGCGCGGAGGGACACGGAAGGGGGAGUUGGGCGGCCCUGCGUUCGCCCAGAAUAAGUGCGUUCUGCAAGUGCCUUUAAUUAAGAGUUAUGUUUCCUUUUCAUAACUGUGUGUUCAGGUAAAGACGAGAAUGUUAGGGAGAAAAAGGUGUCUGAAAUGAUAUUUUUUUGGUUAAUUACGAUGUUUUUUUUUUUGUAUAUGCAUAUAAGGAGAUACUUGGUUAUAUGUAGGUUUGUAUUAGCUCAAACGUAUAUGAUUUCUUUUAAAACACAAACUCAAAUGUGAAUUACAUUUUUGGAUAUUGUAACAGACAGUAGGGUAUAUGCACUAUGCCACUAUAUAAAUACAUAGGACAUUUCUGUACCAUAGUAAUAACAUAUUAACAGUGCCAUGCAAGAAGUAGGAUACAUUUAAGUUUUUAUUUACAAAGGAACUAAGAUUACAAUACAUGUUUUUAUGUAUGUUGUGCCUUUUAGCUGAUUCAUCGUCGUUUAUCCGAUAAGUGUCCGAAGUUUUGUUUUGAAAGUGAAGUUGCCGCCACAAUAAGGAUGAAAAUGUGUCUUGCUCCCAGUGUAGAUUAUCAAGUAUGCUACAUAUAUACUAGGUUAUCUUAAACACAUACUCAUGGUCGCGCAAAACAAAGCCAAGACUUGUUAUACAAGUGAUUUAUCAUAAAAGGACUCACUCAGAUAAAUACGUCCAUUGACUCUUAAAAUACUCGAGAAAGAACAAGAAUAAGAAGAGGAGAGGAAGGAAAGAAGAGAAGGAAAAGUCGGAGGAGGUGGAAAACGGAGGAACAGAAAAAGAAAAAAGAGAAGAAACUUGAGAUGAUUUAUAGGCUGGCAAAAAUCACCACGCAGACAAUAUUUUGAUUUGGUUAUGGAUUUGCUUAUACUGAUUCCCCGCAAA
Messenger RNA from Penaeus chinensis, 2001 nucleotides. RefSeq lists its product as uncharacterized. The record is from RefSeq and is a predicted model, not a curated record. Lineage: Eukaryota; Metazoa; Arthropoda; Malacostraca; Decapoda; Penaeidae. The coding region runs from base 556 to 1080 and encodes 174 amino acids. The transcript has 3 exons.